UUUUCCGUCGUGUUUGCGAGGCUUUUUUUUUUUCAAGUUCUCUCUCUCAUUGCUUCUUCUGUCAUUCUUCGUAUUUCGUCAAUCGCGCGAGAUCAGACAGUUCUUAUAAUACACACAUGAUACACACAAUCUCUCUUGAUCUAUGUUUGUAUUUUUUUUCCCGUGAUCUCUCUUCCGUGUGAGGUCGUCAAAAAAAUUCGGACGCAAAAAAAAAAAAGGGAAUGAUUGUUUUCGCGUGUGUAUUUCGCUUCAAAACUUGCGUGAUCAAAAGCCGGCGCGCAGUGCGUGGAAGGAUGUAAAGAUCUUGUGUCCUGUCUCGUGCGAUCUCGAGGAAUACUGGAAGAUGCUACGUCUACGAGGAUAUUCGCGGUUAUGGCGAACCGCAUCUUGUGACAAUUUUUGGGAGAUCGGUGGGCCAGCGAGGAGAUAAGGACCCGGCCAUCCUCGAAUAGAUUCGCAUGUCAAUAUCACGCUGUCUGAUGUCUUCGGCUGCGCAUCAAUUCGAUUGAAGCACUGCAGUGUCCCUUCGGCUACGCUGAAGGGUCAGCGUGCGCGGAUGGUGGAUCAGCAAAAAAUGCGAUAGAAACGCGCUGGAGUACAAUCGAAAGAAAAAGAGACGGCGGAGAAAUAGGAAUAGGUUUAUCCCUCCCUCUUCCCCCCCAGAUGAAAGAGCGCCAUGUGCUCGGACGCACCGAUCUGGCGGAGGAGGGUUACCCUCCUCGGCAUAAUGUUACUGCUGCUGCUUUUGUGGGAAGCGAAUGCGGCAGAGGGCUGCCCGAGUAUGUGCGCGUGCAAAUGGAAGGGCGGGAAAGAGUGGGUGGAGUGCGCCAACCGCGAUCUCAGAGGGUUACCACAGGGCGCCCGAGAAGAAACGCAGGUGCUCGAUCUGUCUGGCAAUCGCCUGGUCAGCCUGCAGCCGGAGUGCUUCCACGCUCUAGGCCUAAUUAACCUCCAACGACUUUAUCUGAGCAAGUCUCACAUCAUUCAGAUCGCUUCCGAGGCGUUUGUUGGAUUAGUCGGGCUGGUAGAGCUGGAUUUGUCUGAGAACAAGAUUGAAAAGGUGCCCACGGAGACGUUUGCGUCCUACCCGAGUUUGAUGCGACUUAUAUUGAACGGAAAUCCGAUUAAGGAGAUACGCAAGGAUGCGUUUCACCGUCUGGUACAUUUGACUAAUUUGGAAAUUAGCAAAUGCUUAAUAGAAGUCAUCGAGGAGAAUGCUUUUGAGGGUCUUCAGUCGCUGGAGUGGCUCCGGCUGGACGGCAAUCGACUUACCCACGUGCCUAAUCACACUUUGCCGUUGGGAGGUAGUCUCAGGGGACUGACUCUUCACAAUAAUCCGUGGCAGUGCGAUUGUAAAUUGAGGAUUCUGCAUAGCUGGUUAAAGGAAUCGGCUCCGGCAGCUCCGCAGGAAUCUGAGCCUGUUUGUAAUUCUCCAGCAAGACUAAAAGAACGACAAAUAAAGAGUCUCAAGAUCAAUGAACUGGCCUGUCUACCGCGUAUUGAUCUUCAAAAUCAUUUGGAGAUUUACGAAGGUGGAAAUGUCACUCUGCAGUGUGAGGUUUACGCGAUACCGACCGCUAAAGUCUCUUGGUGGUUCAACGGGGAACCGUGCGAGCUGCAGAACGAGAACGAUUCUAUGGCCAACAGUAUUUCUGCAUAUCCAAGAUACAUCCAUCGGCAACGAGGCGGGACCAACAUGAGCAGUGCGUUGUUUCUUUACUCGGUCGAAUCGCUCGACGAAGGAAUCUACAAUUGUAUCGCGGAGAAUAACGCGGGUUCCGCGGUAGCGAAUCUCUCUCUCCGUGUGCUUUUUCGCGAAAAAUCCACAAUUGAACCACCCGUAGACAAUCCCAGUUCCGGUUAUAUAGUCGCGAUAGCAGCGGGUGCGCUGGUAGGCACUCUUUUCGCUCUAACUUGUCUAGUGGGAAGCAUAAUAUACUGUGUGAAGAAACGGCGUCGCGAUCGCAAGCGCAACUCAAAGGCGCUGGUGACGCAGAGCAAGUCGGUGCUACCAAUAACGAAGGACACUACCAGCAGUUCUUGCCGUAAGGGAAAUGGCAGCCUGAUCGGCCUGGAACAUCAACAGAUGGUCUCUUAUACCGAGCGAGAGAUUAAUCGCGCGGCCACUCUGGAGCGCCGAGAACACUCCAGAAAUAAUUUGGACCGCAAUACGUAUCCGGUGGCCAGUCCGGUCGCCAAAUACCUGACCGAGCCGGAUCUUAUCAACGAGGUGCCCGAAAACACCGAAGUGGGUUACGGUCAACUCUACGGACGACAUCAGCAUACCAGUGGUGCCGAUCGGCAGAUCUUGGAAUAUGACUCGGGUUAUCCGUUACAACCUGAUCUGCGGCCACCGCCCGUUUUGCCGCAGAUGAGCUACCUGGACCAGGAUGGCUAUCCGUUGAAUUUCGGCUUGCCCAAAAUCUCUUUCACCGCCAGCACUCUGCCGAGACUUCGACAGCGUAUGGCGGAGCCCGGCUCGGCAGCGGCGCCCGCAGCCAGAUACUCGCGUGAGGCUGAGUUCCUCGCGAGAUCACCGGGUUACGAUCCCGUUUUGUCGCGAACCGAUGCUAGGUACACUGUCGAAGGCUAUCCCUAUCCGGUACAUCAGCAUUCGCAGCUUCAGCAACUUCCACAACAUCAGCAGCUUCAACAACAGUCCCAGCAAAGGAUGUCAUCGCCGCCGAUUCAGCCGGUCGAGCAGCCAAUUCAGCAGCAGUUGCCUAUUCAAUCGCCAGUCUCGCCAGUUGCCAUAUUCCCGGAAGUACCAUUCAUACCGUCACCUCCGGCGGCUUAUAGAGGCGAGACGACUCCCUUAUCACCGAGGUCUCUUCUCGGUAAAACCGCUCGAGAAGCCGCAGCUGCGGCCGCCGCGAGAGCGGAAGAGCUUCAACCACCGAAUCAUCCGGAGAGUCCUGAUGAGGGCUACGUGGGAGACGCUAUGGAUGUGUGAAGAAUCGCUAAUGCCGGUGAAGAGAAAUCUGUUGCAAAAAAAGUGUGAAAUAUGACUUUAUAAACUGACUUUUUUGUCUUUUUUUCUCACGUAAUUUGAUUUUUACGUUUUGUAAACCUACUUUGAAGUUUUAUCCAGGACCAAAAACUUUCUCUCUAUAAAUAAUCUAAUGUAAUAACUUUUACUGCUUAGUUUCUUAAACAAAAGCGAAUAUAUAGAAAAGAUGAAGUUUGAGAAUAAGUGUCGCACAAAUAUUUUGAUCGUUUCGGAGAAAAAAUAUAAAAUAGGUUGAAAAAACUUUGUGCACAAAUUUGUUAUGUAUCACUUGUAACAAAAUAAUCGUUAUAGAAAGAAAACAUGUUUUUGUUUGUUAACAUUUAUUGAUUCAGCACAAAACAUUGUCUAUUUAUGUAUAUUUACAUUCCAAGUUUCGAAUCACUUUUACAAUCUCUUCUCGCGCGCAUCAGACAUCAGGCAUGAAGACCUUAACGAAGCUACGAACAACCCGAAUUACCGACAUCAAGGAGGAAAUCUGUCCUCGUCACUCUACCAGAUUAAUUCACGGAGGAUAACAGGGUCCAGGAUGUGAUUGGCGGAACAGGGCCACCCGAGACGGGUGCGAACAAAGGACUCGUCCUGGUGGUGGAGACGUAAUAGAUUAAUCAGAAGGCAUGUCUCGAACGUCGUUGCGGUGCACAGUUCUCAUCAGAGUUAGGGAGGACAAGACAGAUGUUCGCCUAGGACUACGCAGCGAUUCUCUCGCGUUCGCGCAUCUGAGGGAAAUCGACUUCAAAAAAUUUACGCGGAUCGCUUUUAUAUGCGGUGAAUGCUUUUUCGGACACCAAAAUGGCGACCGGAUUUAUUUAAACGGCGUGUCGCGCACUUGUGAAAUACGACGACGACCGUUGGACGCGCUCCAAGGAGAAACGUUUCGAUUCGCGCUGAAAAGGAACCAAGAUGGCGUGACUGAUCCUUAAAGUGAUAGAUAAAUGUUUGGCGGACUCGAUCGGGUGAAACGCGUCUCCGAGAUCCCGCGCUUUCAGUGUCGCGAGCAAGGACGUGACUGGUGCUCAAAAUGGCUCUGGUCCCACCUUCUCUCUCCUCCACCCAAAAGAUUUGCUUAGAAAAUGUGAAAUUAAUUAAAAUUAAUUGUUCAUGUCGAUCAAGGAAAAUUUUAACAGUUACGAUAAAUUGGUGAUUGCUGGAGGAGCAAACUCAA
Messenger RNA from Pseudomyrmex gracilis, 4172 nucleotides. Its product is annotated as leucine-rich repeat-containing protein 24-like. The record is from RefSeq and is a predicted model, not a curated record. NCBI's taxonomy places the organism in Eukaryota, Metazoa, Arthropoda, Insecta, Hymenoptera, Formicidae. The coding region runs from base 677 to 2953 and encodes 758 amino acids. The transcript has 4 exons. Gene Ontology annotation, molecular function: protein binding.